AUGACUGUGAUUUAUGCUAGCACAAAUAGAGACACCAGAAUUGCAUUAUGGGAGGAUUUAUAUGAUAUUUCUACUCAUAUAAAUCUUCCUUGGCUAGUAGGAGGAGACUUCAAGGUCAUUAUUGAGGCUGCGGAGAAAUGUGGAGGGCUUCCAGUUCAGUUUACAGAGACUGGAGAUUUUAGGCACUGUAUUGAUUCUUGUCAAUUAAUGGAUCUUGGAUUUACUGGGAGGAAUCAAGCACUGCAAAAUAUAUAUCCAAAGCUUGAAGUGGAGCACCUUAUCAAACAACGAUCAAAUCAUAGUCCAUUGUUGAUAAGUUUGAAACAUGACAGUAGACCAAUUCAAAAGGAUUUCAGGUUUUUGAAUUUUUGGGUGGAGCAUGCUAAUUUUCAGGAAGUGGUUAAAAAUAACAGGGGCUCAAACUACAGCUCAGACCCCUUCUAUAACUUUCAUCAGAAGUUAAAGAAGGUGAGCAAGGCCCUCUCCAUUUGGAGCAAGGAAAACUGUGGUGAUAUUUUCAAACAAAUUGCUACUUUAGAGAAGGUGAAAAGUUUUAGAAAUAGAAGGAAGGGAUGCAGUUGUUUAAAGAUGGAGACAGAAAUUCCAAAUUUUUUCAUGCUCGUGUUAAUGGGAAAAGGAGGAGAUUACAACUUAAAAGAAUUUAGGAUAGUGGUGGAGCAUGGCUGGAAACAGAGGAAGCUAUAG
Molecule: messenger RNA, 705 nt
Organism: Lycium ferocissimum
Lineage: Eukaryota; Viridiplantae; Streptophyta; Magnoliopsida; Solanales; Solanaceae
Exons: 3
Coding region: 1-705 (234 amino acids)
Source: RefSeq, a predicted model, not a curated record